AUGCGCGAAAUGCUGAAUGAGGAGUAUACCCACCUCUUACAGGAGGAGGAGAAAGUCUUGGAAGAGGCAAACAUAAUCUCUCUGCCAUCAAACAAGUAUUGCUGUAUCACCCUCUUCACCCCAAGGGAAGAUCACAAAAACUGCACGAUCGAAGUGCGAGCGGGCGCAGGCGGAGCGGAAGCGUGCCUAUUCACCGAAGACAUUAUGAAUAUGUACAAAAACUACUGCUCGCUCAAAGACUGGAAAUGGAGCGUUCUCAGCUGCAACGCGCCGACCGGAGGCGGAAUCAAAGAAGCGAUCAUCAAAAUCACAGGGGAAGGAUCAUUCGGUGUAUUACGCACCGAGUCAGGCGUUCACCGCGUUCAACGCGUUCCCGAAACAGAAAGCCAGGGACGAAUUCACACAUCCACAAUGACGGUCGCCGUGUUGCCAGAAGUGGAAAACAUGGAAACACUCAUUCGACCUUCCGAUCUCCGCAUUGAUUUGUUUCGAUCGAGCGGAAAGGGCGGGCAGCACGUCAACAAAACGGAAUCAGCGGUUCGAAUCACGCAUCUCCCCACGGGAAUCGUUGUGUCCAAUCAGGAUGAGCGAAAUCAGCAUAUGAACAAGGCGAAAGCGAUGCAGAUCUUGGCGAUUCGACUGCAGAAUCGACAGAAUUCGCUGUUUAACGAGGAAAUCGAUUCGGAACGACGGUCAUAUCCCUUUGCAUUUGAUUGGGCGCGAUGCGAGAAGAACCGAACGUAUAACUAUCCAAAUAGUCGAAUUACGGAUCAUCGAAUUGGCUUGACGCUGUAUGGAAUGGAUAAAAUGAUGAACGGCGAGCUGCUCGAUGAGUUCGCCGUGGCGUUGAAGCAGUGGAGAAUCGAGAAAGAGUUUGAAGCUUUGAAGUCCGAACUGUAG
This is a messenger RNA of Blastocystis hominis, 900 nucleotides long. RefSeq lists its product as hypothetical. Lineage: Eukaryota; Bigyra; Opalinata; Blastocystidae. Gene Ontology annotation, biological process: translational termination. The transcript is spliced from 6 exons. Gene Ontology annotation, molecular function: translation release factor activity. The record is from RefSeq and is a predicted model, not a curated record. Bases 1 to 900 code for a protein of 299 amino acids.